GCAAUACAGGCAUUCAAUUCAAUAUGGCAGACAGAAGCUAGCUGAAGGAGGACAAAGAAAAUGGUUAUUGUCCUUAAAUUGUGGUCUCAAGUAUUAAAUUUGUGGUCUAGUGACUCCUAAUGUGUCUUGGCAGGAAGAAAGAGUGAUAACAUCCUGAAUAUCUCACUCCAUGUUUUUGUGGAAGAUCUCGAAAGGUAAGAACUGGCUUGGGAAAGUGGCCAGUGCUUUCAAAGAUACAAAAAAAUGGCCAACACCAUAUCUAAUAUGAAGAUGACUAAUCCCUUAAAGACCAUGGUGAGCAAGCGGCGGAAACGCUACACGCAAGAUGGCUUCAAUCUGGAUUUAUCAUAUAUCCAAGAUAACCUGAUUGCGAUGGGCUUUCCUGCAGAGAAGUUGGAAGGAGUUUACCGCAAUCAUAUUGAUGAUGUUGUCAAGUUCCUGGAAUCCAAACACAAAGACCAUUAUAAGAUUUAUAACUUGUGUUCAGAAAGGUCGUACGACGUGAACAAGUUUCAGCAGCGAGUGGCUAACUACCCUUUUGACGACCACAACCCUCCACGCAUCCAAGACAUCCGUCCAUUCUGCGACGACGUCCACUCUUGGUUGACGGCAGACAGACGCAACGUGGCAGCCGUUCAUUGCAAGGCUGGUAAGGGCCGGACAGGAGUGAUGGUCUGCUGCUACAUGCUGCACAGUCGUCAGUUCCACUCAGCCAACGAGGCCCUCAGCUUCUACGGGCAGAAACGCACCACAGAUCGAAAGGGUGUAACCAUUCCCAGCCAGCGGAGGUAUGUGGGCUACUACGCUACUCUUGUACAGGAAAACCUAGACUACCACCAGGUGGUGCUGAGCAUCAGGAGUGUCUGUCUGGAGCCUGUACCUGCACUCUUCAGUAGCGGCCAAGGUAACAUUCAGCUUGUGAUAACGCACAAGCAAGAAGAAGGGACCAACAAAUACUCGACUCCGCUGCAAGAAGUGAAGCGAGGAGCUUCGAGCAUCGUCAUCAAUCUGAGUGAAGCCAUCGUGGUGCAAGGGGACGUCAAACUAGAGUUCUUCUACAAGCCCAAGAUGAUGAUGAGAAAGGAAAAGAUGUUCCAUUUUUGGUUCAACACAUUCUUUGUGCGGGACCAUUCCCUAGUACCUGAGCCGGCAGAGAACGGCAACUCUGAUCUGAUCCCCGACCGAUCCAGUCGAUCUCUGAGUUACGAAGAACAACCACUCCCCGAUACAAAACAUAGAGCUGGUUCACUGAGUCUAGAUAGUGCAGACACGAGACCACUCAUCCUCAGGAUAGGAAAGUGGGAUCUCGAUGAUGCCCAUAAGGACAAGACCAAUAAAAUAUACAGUCCUGACUUCAGGGUAAGCCUGUCCAUGGUUAGUGUGCCGGGGGAGACUGACGCAACGUCCUGGCAGCCCCAGCAGCCGCAGGACACGCCUAGUGAAAGCUCCGAGGCAGAAUCAAGUGAAGGUUCGUCUCCUGAGGAGGACGAGGAAGGCUGGGAGUCCGCUGAAAACAGAGUUGGAAGGUAUCGUCUGCUUUCCGACACUGACAUCAGGCAUGAGGAAAUCUUUCAUUCAUGAUAAAUCUAACAUUUACUGAAUAAACCUAGUGGUUUUGGACACAGAUUUGAGCCUGACCUCUACAAAGGCUAGCAGAGCCGUCGGCCUUCUCGCCUCAAUACUCUUAGAUGUGUACUGGCUUUAUAGCUCUAGUUUUUUCGCCCUCUUUUACUUUCUAGUAUUUCUCAAUUGCCCCUCGAUUCUUAGUACAAAGACCACUUUGUUAUUAAUUUCUAUUUUUAAUUUUCUUUUCCGCGGUUCGGAUAUUAAAUUGUUUUUAAAAUUGGCUCAAACGGGUGAUAUUUGAAAUGAAUGUGUUUUAAUAAGCGAGAUUGAAAGAAUGUAAAUGUGUAAGUAAACAUGUCAAACAUUAUGUACAGUUAAAUUUGUUCACCCUUCCGUCCUUGCGCCCGAUCUCGGUUGAUAACACAGAGGCUUACUCGAUAUCGCAUGUGUAAAUAAUAGGUAUAAAUAUAUAUAUAUAUGUUAUGUUUGAAGUUUUCUAACUGUAAUUAUAUUUAAUGUUUAAAGUAGUUUGAUGUAUCGACGUUUCUGUUUCGCUGUAACGGAUGUGUCGAGGUUAAGUUUGUGGCAGUUGGGACGGAAGGCGAUUCUCCUCUUUUGAUCUCAUUUAAAAGUAGCUUGAAUGUGUAAGGAAUGAACGGGGUGCGUAAAGCUCUUCUCAGGGACUUCAAGGAUUGUCAUGUACAAACUAGAAUUACGUGAACGGCCCGAUAUUGUAACAUAUUACACACUUAGUUUAGUCGAUCGUACCACUGGCUAGGAAAUACUAAAAUAUUCACCUUUUGCAAUUAUCUUGUACGUUUAACUCUCUUGUCAGUGUCUUUCUUAAUUGAUACUACAAUUUUAAUAACAUGUGUAAAAUGUGUUUGCAUUGGAAAUUAAAUGCAUUGACAAUUUUCAA
Molecule: messenger RNA, 2485 nt
Organism: Macrosteles quadrilineatus (aster leafhopper)
Lineage: Eukaryota; Metazoa; Arthropoda; Insecta; Hemiptera; Cicadellidae
Product: phosphatidylinositol 3,4,5-trisphosphate 3-phosphatase and dual-specificity protein phosphatase PTEN-like
Exons: 11
Coding region: 244-1581 (445 amino acids)
Biological process (GO): phosphatidylinositol dephosphorylation; regulation of phosphatidylinositol 3-kinase/protein kinase B signal transduction; phosphatidylinositol 3-kinase/protein kinase B signal transduction
Cellular component (GO): plasma membrane; nucleus; cytosol
Molecular function (GO): protein tyrosine phosphatase activity; protein tyrosine/serine/threonine phosphatase activity; phosphatidylinositol-3,4,5-trisphosphate 3-phosphatase activity
Source: RefSeq, a predicted model, not a curated record